This is a messenger RNA of Penicillium hordei, 363 nucleotides long. RefSeq lists its product as uncharacterized. The coding region runs from base 1 to 363 and encodes 120 amino acids. The record is from RefSeq and is a predicted model, not a curated record. NCBI's taxonomy places the organism in Eukaryota, Fungi, Ascomycota, Eurotiomycetes, Eurotiales, Aspergillaceae. The transcript has 2 exons.
AUGUCUUUUAGCAGCAGUAUUCCCAAGGUCCCCAGACAGUGGCAAACUCAUGCAAUAGAGUUACUGGUCUUGGACGUCUCGAUGAGCCAGCUUACAAAACUUGAUUCAGCGUCCAAGAUGACGGAACAACAGUUUCUCUGCCGGAGAGUACUUUGGCCAGGAUCGAAGAAGGCCAACAAGUCCCCAAAAUCCCCCAAGACGAUCAAAGCCCGCAUUGACGAGGUGAUGGUGGACUUCCCCGAGUUCGAUGCGUGCCUCCACCAGCUCAGAACACGCGAAAGAAGUAACGCUGAUCGAAAAAUGGGUGCUUUCAGGACCGAGCCCUGCUGCAUGGAUGGCCAAGUGGAGACUAUAAGUCAAUAA